UGUCUCCAUCAUGGACUUUGUGCAAGACUUUGCUCGCGAACAUGUUGCUCAAAUCAGCGCCACCAUCGCCCUGGUCACGUAUGCCGUCUCUCGAAACAAACUCACUCCCGCAGGCGUCCUUUCCGGCGUCGUCGUGGCCAUUAUUCACAUGCUCCAUCCUUGGCAGGCCUUCUUCUGGCUCCUGAUGGUUUUCUUCUUACUGGGUACACUCGUGACAAAGAUCGGCCACUCCCAAAAAUCCCACCUCACCCAAUCCGCCACCGGCGGCACAGGAGGCGAAGGCGCCCGCAGCGCCAUCCAAGUCUUUGCCAAUUCCGGCUGGGCCUCCCUCCUCAUCGCCCUGCACACCUACCUCCUCUCAUCAAAAACCUCUCCUUUCAUUUCCUCUCUCAUUCCCAAUCUCACCCCCGGCCCUUACUUCCCCACCCUCGAAGGCCUUCUCCCCAUCGGCAUCAUCGCACAAUACGCCGCCGUGGCCGCCGACACUUUUUCCUCCGAACUCGGCAUUUUAUCCAAAUCCUCGCCGUUCCUGAUUACUGCGCCGUGGGAAACUGUCCCGCCGGGCACGAAUGGCGGAGUCACGAUUGAUGGGUUUCGAUACGGAGGACUCGGAUCUUCAUUGUUAGUCUUGACUGCCCAUGUCGCGUUGCGGAAAUUUCCGCCACAUCUCGAGAAUAUUCCGCCGCAAGUCUCUGUCGUGUUGAUUGCGAGUGGAGUGGCGGGGACGGUUCUGGAUUCGUUGCUGGGUGCGUGGUGUCAGGUGACGGUGAAGGAUCGCGGGACGGGAAAAGUUGUGGAGGGCGCGGGAGGUGCGAGAGUGCAAGUUAUGCCGGGGGGAACGAGAGUGCAGAUGGGAAAGGAUUGGUUGACGAAUAAUGGAGUGAAUUUUGUCAUGGCUGCGCUGUCGAGUUUGCUGGCCAUGGGGGUGGCGGGGAUGUUGGAGUUGGAGUUGGAGUUGUGAGUGAGGAAAGAGAAUUUUCACAAAAAUAAAUAUGAAAUCGAGAAACAGUCCAGGUCUGUACUGUAGUAUGUAUGUAGUAAAGUAGUAUCAACAAAAAGCAAC
This is a messenger RNA of Sphaerulina musiva SO2202, 1063 nucleotides long. RefSeq lists its product as uncharacterized. Bases 11 to 961 code for a protein of 316 amino acids. Gene Ontology annotation, cellular component: membrane. Lineage: Eukaryota; Fungi; Ascomycota; Dothideomycetes; Mycosphaerellales; Mycosphaerellaceae. The transcript has 2 exons. The record is from RefSeq and is a predicted model, not a curated record.